UCCGGGCAAGAUGGCCGCGGUCGGGGAGUCGUGGUGCGGGGGCCUCGCGCCGGGCGGCGACCUCUAGGCCGAGUCGGAGGCGAAGGUCACGGCGUCCUUUCCGUCGUCUGUGUCGCCGAGUUUGCUUUCUGUGCCGCCGUCCUCGAGGAUGGGGCACGGCUAGGCCCUGCCUGUCCCCAGCCCUGAGAUCGGAGCCCUGACCGCCCGGAAGAGAAUUCUCGAGGUAUGGACGACCAGGGUGACCCGAGCGCUGAGGAGACGCCCAGGGCCGUCAAGCCCACGAGCAAGGAGUUCCGGAAGACGUGGGGCUUCCGCAGGACCACCAUUGCCAAGCGCGAGGGGGCCGCGGAUGCCGAGCUGGAGGCGCUGGAGCAGCAGCCCCCGCAGCAGAGCCUGUCCCUGCGGCGCAGCGGGCGGCAGCCCAAGCGCACGGAGCGCGUGGAGGAGUUCCUGACCACCGUGCGCCGCCGCGGCCGGAAGAGCGCGGCUGUGUCCCCCGAGGACUCCGGCGAGCCCACGUCCUGUCCGGUCACCGACGCGGAGACCGCCUCGGAGGGCAGCGUGGAGAGCGCGGGCGAGUUGAAGAGCGGGCUCCCGCCGGCGCCUCGGGGGGCCAAGGCCUCCCCAGAGUCCGCGGCAGCCAAGGCGGGCGGCGGCGAGGAGGACUCCUCAGACAGCGACAGCGACGGGCUGACGCUGAAGGAGCUUCAGAACCGCCUGCGGAGCAAGCGAGGGCAGGAGCCCUCCGAGAGGCCCCCGAAGGGCGGUGUCCAGAACCGCCUGCGGAGGCGGCGGCGCGAGGAGGAUCCGCCAGAAGCCGAGGGCGGCGAGGCCGGGCGGCCCGCGGAGAACUCGGCGCCCGACCGGCCGGAGCCCGAGGCUGAUCAGGGGCCCGGGGCCCAGGCGGCCCAGGAGGGCGGGGAGAGCCCAGCGGACGGGCAGGCGAGCCCAGGGCCAAAGGACGGAGAGGCCAGCAGGCCCAAGCCGGAGUGCGAGGCCUCCGACCCCGGCGCCCUGUACUGCAUCUGCCGGCAGCCUCACAACAACAGGUUCAUGAUCUGCUGCGAUCGCUGUGAAGAAUGGUUUCACGGCGACUGCGUGGGUAUCUCCGAGGCCCGAGGCCGACUCCUGGAGAGGAACGGGGAGGACUACAUUUGCCCGAACUGCACCAUCCUGCAGGCGCAGGAUGAGGCGGACCCCGAGGGUGCAGACCCGCAGGGGCCCAGGGCCGGGCCCACGGCUGCCGAUGGCAGCGACGUCACGAGCAUGGGGACCGUGGAGCAGAAGUCUGGCGAAGACCAGGGCAUAAAGGGCAGGAUCGAGAAAGCUGCAAAUCCCAGUGGCAAGAAGAAGCUCAAGAUCUUCCAGCCUGCUGUCGAGGCUCCUGGCACCGCUCGGUGCAUCGGGCCUGGGUGCUCGAGCGCGGCACAGCCUGACUCCGUGUACUGCAGCAGCGACUGCAUCCUGAAGCACGCCGCGGCCACCAUGCGCUCCUUGAGCUCGGGUAGAGACCAGAAGCCAAAACAGAAGGAGAAGAGCAAGGCGAAGCCGGAAAAGCCGAGUCUCCUCAAGUGCAGCGUCCAGGCAGGUGUUAAAGUUUCUUCUGUGCACAAGAGACCAGCUCCAGACAGGAAAGAAAAUGCCAUGAAGAAGGCGGUGGUGGCUCUCCCAAGGAACGAGGGCCUUGUGAAGGAGGCCCCCAGCGAAAGCAGCACCCCGUCCUGGGCAAGCGACCACAACUACAACGCUGUCAAGCCAGAAAGGACCCCCGCCCUCUGGCCGGCCCUGGUGUGCGCAUCCACAAAGGACGACAGGCGAGCGGAGGAGACCUCAGCCAUAGCAGCAGCGGUGCCCAAGAAAUUGGCCCCUCCAGGUUCCUCGGCGGGCGGCAAGCAAGCUUCACCCAGAAAUCUCCUCCCAAAGAAGACGCCUCUCACCAGCGUGGCUACAGCCAAACCAUCCUUAAAGAAAUCGCCGUCUGGGUUCACGGGCGCCAUCCCCAAGAGGCCAUGGCUGUCGGGAGGGGCCGGCGGGGCCAGGCCGGCGGGGCUGGCUCCGGGGGCCACCGCGUCUGCUCCCCGGAAGUUGCCUGCUUCUGCUGCUGUGGUGGGGGCCGCGCGGAAGUCUGGGGCCGCCACCACGCCCUUGGCGUCUCCAGCUCCUGGACGCCUGGGGGGCUCGGGCCCAGCCCCUUCACAGCCAAAUUCGCAAAUUCGGCAAAAUAUCAGGCGCUCCCUGAAGGAGAUUUUGUGGAAAAGGGUCAGCGACAGCGACGACCUGGCCAUGACGGAGGCGGAGGUGGGCAAGGUCGCGCUGCACAUCGAGAAGGAGCUGUUCAGCCUGUUCCGCGGCACCGACACCCGCUACAAGAGCAAGUACCGCAGCAUCAUGUUCAACCUCAAGGACCCAAAGAACCAGGGCCUCUUCCAUCGCGUCCUGCGUGAAGAGAUCUCCUUGGCCAAACUCGUGAGGAUGAAGCCAGAAGAGCUGGUGUCCAAGGAGCUGUCCAUGUGGAAAGAGAGACCCGUGAGAUCCGUGGCAGAGCCCCGAGCCCGGCCGCGCGGGGAGAGCAGGAAGACGGCCGCCAAGCCGGAGCCCCUCCCGGACAUGGAGGACUCGCCGCCUGUGUCAGACUCCGAUGAGCAGGAGUCCGCCCGGGCAGCCCCCGAGAAGAGCGCGGCACCCGCCCUGGACGUCUUCAGCAGCAUGCUGACGGACACCACAGGCCAGCACCGGGCGCAUCUGUUCGACCUGAACUGCAAAAUCUGCACCGGCCAGCUGCCCUCCUCGGAAGACGAGCCAGCUCCCAAGAAGCAGAAGCUCUCCAUGCCUGCCAGGAGGGAGGACUCGAGGCCCAAGCGGGAGGGCCCCACCCCGGAGCCUGGGCUCAGCCCUGCAGACGACGCACUGCCGGAGACCACAGCCGAGAGCGCCCCCGAGCCCGAUCGGAGCAGUGCACCCCGGCCACUCCUAGAGAAGAAGGCCUUCCCUGGUCCACCGGGGGACCCCGAGUCCUCCACCCCGGAAGGCGCCUCCUGCGGGGCUGGGGUGCUCACCACCGUCACGGUGUCGGGCCGGGACCCCAGGACAGCCCCCGGCAGCACGUGCGCGGCCCCGGCUCCCUCCGCCGCCCGCCCAGACGGCACCCACGCAGUAGAGCCCCGCCCUGACGCAAUGAAGCCUCCCGUGACCUCUGUGACGCUGCCCAAGUCCAUCCUGGCCAAGCCAUCGUCCUCGCCCGAGCCUCGAUACCUGCUGUCCGUGCCCCCGUCGCCAGGCCUUGGAGCCUCGGAGCCUCGGUCCCCGCCCGAAGGGGACACGACCCUCUUUCUGUCUCGACUCAGCACCAUCUGGAAGGGCUUCAUCAACAUGCAGAGCGUGGCAAAGUUCGUGACGAAGGCAUACCCCGUGUCCGGGAGCUUCGACUACCUCAGCGAGGACCUGCCCGACACCAUCCACAUCGGCGGGAGGAUCGCCCCGAGGACCGUCUGGGACUAUGUUGGCAAGCUCAGGUCUUCCGUGUCUAAGGAGCUGAGCCUGGUGCGCUUCCACCCCGCCACUGAGGAGGAGGAGGUGGCCUACAUCUCCCUCUACUCCUACUUCAGCAGCCGCGGCCGCUUUGGCGUGGUGGCCAACAACAGCCGGCACGUGAAGGACCUCUACCUGAUCCCGCUGAGCGCCAAGGACCCCGUCCCCUCCAAGCUCCUGCCCUUCGAGGGCCCAGGCCUUGAGUCACCACGUCCAAACCUGAUCCUGGGGCUGGUGAUCUGCCAGAAAACCAAGCGUCCCGCGGCCGCCGGAGAGCCGGACAAGCCAGAUGAGAAGCGGGCCCGGCCGCAGGUGCCUGAGGACGCAGACACCCCCAAAGCGCCAGUCGCCCCGCCAUCUGACAAGAAGGGCCCCAAGUACCAGCUUGGUCCUGGGGAACCGGCCAGCAGCACCCCCCCACAGUCCCCACCCCCGCCGCCGCCUCUCCCAGAACCACCCGCGCCUGCCCCCUCGUCGGUGCUCAAGUUCCUGUCGUCCCUCAAGCCCGGUGCCCCCAGCGCCGCUGCACCGCCCACCACGCCGCCCGCGGCCCCCGCGGCCGCGUCCUCCACCACCGCUGCCCCCAAGACGGCCUCCCCGCUGGAGCACAUCCUGCAGACGCUCUUCGGGAAGAAGAAAGCCUUUGACCCUUCCGCCAGGGAGCCUGUGGACUCGGCCCCGGCCUCCCACCCCGACGGCAAAGGCAAGGCCGAGGGCGGGCUGCCCGCAGCGCCCCUGCUCGACCCCAUCGUCCAGCAGUUCGGCCAGCUCUCGAAGGACAAGGCUCUGGAGGAGGAGGAGGACGACCGGCCCUAUGACCCCGAGGAGGAGUACGGGCCCGAGCGAGCCUUUGGGGUCCCGCUUGGCGAUGGGGGGCGGCGCCCCGACACCGACCCGGCGCCCGAGCCCGCGGAGCGCGAGGAGGUGGCCUAUGACCCUGAGGACGAGACCAUCCUGGAGGAGGCCAAGGUGACCAUCGACGACCUGCCCGGCCGCAUGUGCGCUGACCUGCGCGGGGGCCCCGCCGCCCCCUCGCUCGUGGAGCAGCAGCAGAUGCUGGAGGAGCUGAACAAGCAGAUUGAGGAGCAGCAGCGGCAGCUGGAGGAGCAGGAGGAGGCGCUCCGCCAGCAGAGGGCCGCCGCCGGCGCCUCCAUGGCCCACUUCUCCGUGUCAGACGCGCUCAUGUCCCCGCCGCCCCGGCCGGCCCUGCCUCGGGCCGAGCUCUUCCCACCAGAGCAGCCGGCCGCAGGCAGGCCUGCCGCGCUCCCCGCCCCCGGGCCACCCGCCGGAGACUCCAGACCCAGCAGGGACCCCCGGCAGGCCCGGCGCCUGGCGGCCGAGAGCGGCGAGGCCGAGGCUGGCCCCAAGGCUGCCGCCAGGGAGGCACCCGGAGCGGCCGCCCAGGAGGAGCAGGAGCUGGGGCCCCCGCCCUGGGCGCCAGGCGACGGGGCUCUGCCGCCCGCCCAGCAGGAUGGGGUGCUGCUGCCCACGCCCCCCAGCACGGCCUUCCAGCCCAGCCCCCCACUGCAGCCGGAUGGCCCCGGGGGGAGGCCCCCGUUCCCUGGCCCUGGGCCAGCGGCGCAAGAGGGGGCACUCGGCCCCUCCCCGUACGACGGUCCACGACACCCUCAUUUUGCUGACAGAAGCGAUGGUCCCGUCCCCGACGCUGAAGGGGACAGAGGCAGACCCGGGGAGGGACCCCCUCUGUUCCUGCCCUCCGGGCCCAAGGGGGGAGGGCCUCUGCCCCAGCUGCAGGGCUCGCGAGAGCCAGCCCCACGCCCCUUCGGGGUGCCAGGGCUGCACAGCCCCGCCUUCCCAGGACCCAGGGGCCCGGCCCCUCCGUUCCCAGAAGACAGCGUGACUCCUAGUAACGACGGGCCCAGGGGGCCCCUGCCGGCCAGGUUUGGGGCCCAGAAGGGGCCCAUCCCGUCCCUGUUCUCAGGGCAGCACGGGCCAUCUCCUUAUGGAGACCCUAGGGGCGCUGCCCCCUCCUACCUGGGGGGCCCCAGAGGAGCAGUACCCCCCGCAUUGGAGGAACGCAAGGACCCCCACGGGGACAAGCGGGAAUUCCAGGACCCCCCUUAUAAUGAGGUGGCAGGGCCUCCUGGCCAGUUUGAAGGGCCGGAGCCGGCCCAGUUCCUGGGGAGCAGAGGGCCCACCCCCUUCCAGUUUGGAGGCCAGAGGCGGCCUCUGCUGUCUCAGUUUAAAGGGCCCCGGGGGGGGCCUCCUCCCGCUCAGUUUGGAGGUCAGCGGGGCCCCCCACCUGGCCACUUUGUGGGCCCCCGGGGGCCACACCCCCCUCAAUUUGAAACUGCCCGGGGCCCCCACCCCAAUCAGUUCGAAGGACCCAGAGGCCAAGCACCCAGCUUCAUGCCGGGGCCCCGGGGGAUGCAGCCUCAGCAGUUCGAGGAGCAGAGGGUCAACUCGCCCCCGCGGUUCGCGAAUCAGAGGGCGCCCGCGCCCCUUCCCUUCGGGGGACCCAGGGCCUCGGCUCCGUUUCCCGACGGCAGCGAGCCGGCACCCCCACGCUUCCACUUCCAGGGCCCUCCGGCGGGGAAGCUGGGCCCUCGGCCCCUGCUGGAGCUGCCCAGCCACCCCCCGCAGCACCGCAAGGACCGCUGGGACGAGGGGGGCCCGGCCCCUGCCCCUCCCGCAGGUGCCCCCGGGCCGGGGCCCGGGCCCGAGACCGACGCCCAGUGGGCCGCAGCCGAGUGCCGCGAAGGCCAGGGCCACGAGUACCGGGGCCAGGCCUUCGAGGGGCGGCCGCGGGAGCGCUUCGAGGCGGGGCCCAAGGAGAAGCCGGCCGAGGAGCCCGAGGGCCCGCUGCCCGACUGCCGGCCGGGCCGGGCCCUGGAGGAGCGCAGGCGCGACCGGGAGCACGGCAAGCCCUGGGAGCGGGAGCGCAGCCGGGCCUGGAGCCGGGAGCGGGACUGGGACCGGGGCCGCGAGUGGGACCGGCACCGGGAGAAGGACGCGGGCCGCGAGUGGGAGCGGGGCAAGGAGCGGGGCGCCGGCCGCGACAAGGACCGCGAGUGGGGGCGCAGCCGGGAGCACAGCCGGAACCGGGAGCGGGACCGGGACCGCAGGCGCGGCCGGGACAGGUCCCGCAGCAGGGACCGGGACGGGGACCGGGGCAGGGCCCGGGAGCGCGAGCGGGGCCGCGACCGCCAGGACCGCAGCAAGAGCAAGGAGGGCGCCCGGGAGCCCAAGGCCGAGGCGCCCCGGGCCGCCGCCCCCGCCCCGAGCUAGGCGGGCCGGGCUGCGACUCUGUAAAUGUCGUGUACACGGUUUCCUACCAAGAUUUGACACCUUUGUGGCCGCGCUUUUUAAAAAACAGAAAACGCGAAACGGUAUUUCCAUUUGAAGUCUCUGAAAUGGGAAGUGUCGCCGGAGCACGUGGCUUUCUCCGGCCGGGCCGGGCGGGGCGCGGGGCGGGCGCGGGCUUUCCCCUCUCGCGGGCUUGGGUCGCAAAUUCCAAUGGAGAAAGCAGCCGCCUCGAGUCCCGCUCGGUUCCCGCGCGCGGCCUUCAGGAGCGAGGCGCCGCCUGGCCCCGAAGAGAUGCUCCGGCGCCCUCGGGCCGGGCCGCGCCGCGUUGGCGGGAGGCGUUGUUGUCACUGAGAAUGGCGCCGGGCGAGCGCCGGGACCCCGCCUGCCCCUGCGCGCGGGCGCGUCCUGAAUGUGAAGCGCGCGAGCCUAAUUUAUUCGACUGUACAAAUACACUUUGGUCCUUUUUUUAUGUUUUCAUAAACUUACUU
Molecule: messenger RNA, 7283 nt
Organism: Talpa occidentalis (Iberian mole)
Lineage: Eukaryota; Metazoa; Chordata; Mammalia; Eulipotyphla; Talpidae
Gene: DIDO1
Product: death inducer-obliterator 1
Exons: 17
Coding region: 226-6777 (2183 amino acids)
Biological process (GO): apoptotic signaling pathway; DNA-templated transcription
Cellular component (GO): nucleus
Source: RefSeq, a predicted model, not a curated record